AUGGAUGUUACUGCAUUAUACACUAACAUCCCCCACGAAGAUGGCAUUGCAGCGUGCAAAGAAGCAUGGGAUUCUCGUAUAAUAAAGAAUCCUCCCACAGAAACACUUAUCGAACUUCUCGUACUUAUUCUGAAAUGCAACAACUUUGUUUUCUGUGACAAACAUUUCCUACAGGUACAGGGCACGGCUAUGGGGACUAAAAUGGCGCCAUCUUACGCCAACGUGUUUAUGGGCAAAUUAGAAGGACAACUGCUAGCUGCAGUACCUCUUAAACCAUUCAGUUGGUUACGCUAUAUAGAUGACAUUGACAUGCAAUGGUAUCACGGGGAAGAAGCUUUGCAAGAUUUUCUUUACAGAGCUAAUAAUUUUCACAAAUCUAUAAAGUUCACCACUGAGGUAUCAAACGAACAACAUGUUUUUCUCGACACAGUAUCUCAUAUUAAAGACAAUCAUAUAAUUACUGAUUUGUAUUCAAAACCCACCGAUAAACAUCAAUACCUUCUUCCAAGCAGCUGCCACCCUCGACACUGUUGUAAGAACAUACCAUACAGUUUGGCUUUGAGAAUCAAACGAAUAUGUUCAAAUCCCAGCACGUUCUAUAUCAGGGCAAAAGAACUGUCUGAACAUCUAAGGAAGCGAGGAUACAAGGAAGAAGACAUUGCAAACGCGAUCUUAAAUGCAGACAGCAAGCACAGGAAGGUCUUACUAGAGUACAAACAUCAAUCUAGUGGUUCUACACAAAAUAAAAUUCCAUUUGUGCUCACAUAUCACCCAGACUUACCUAACACUAGAGCCAUCAUUGACAAACAUUGGCCAAUUAUUGAGUCUUCACAGAAACUUAACAAGAUGUUCCCAACUAAACCAACCAUUGCAUAUAGGAGACCUAAAAGCCUCAGGGACAUACUUGUUCGAGCCCAACUGAGACCAAUAAUGACAGAUAAAGAAGGUCAGUCCGGACCAUGUGGCACACCAAGAUGCCAAACCUGUGCUGUCAUGCUCCUUACAAAAACAUUCUCUUCAAAAAUAGGGGCCAAAACAACUCUCAAAGACAUAAUGAAUUGUAAAACGGCCAACGUUAUUUAUCUUAUUUCUUGCAAAGUGUGUAACAAACAAUAUGUCGGUGAAACCAAACUUCCAUUAAAUAAACGAAUGAACUUACACCGCUCUGACUGGAAAACGCGAAAAUUUAACAGAUCCCCAGUUGCUGAACAUUUUCACCUUGAGGGACACAGUUUUAAAGACGUGUCCCUCUGUUGUAUUGAACAUAACACAAAGUGGUCAGAUAUAACACGGAAAUCACGCGAGACAUACUGGAUUCGCCGACUGAAUACGCUAGAGCCAUCAGGAAUCAAUAAAGGAGACUAA
This is a messenger RNA of Ruditapes philippinarum (Manila clam), 1365 nucleotides long. RefSeq lists its product as uncharacterized. The coding region runs from base 1 to 1365 and encodes 454 amino acids. The record is from RefSeq and is a predicted model, not a curated record. Lineage: Eukaryota; Metazoa; Mollusca; Bivalvia; Venerida; Veneridae. The transcript has a single exon.